Ostrinia nubilalis (European corn borer) is the source of this 5890-nucleotide messenger RNA. Its product is annotated as protein-glucosylgalactosylhydroxylysine glucosidase. NCBI's taxonomy places the organism in Eukaryota, Metazoa, Arthropoda, Insecta, Lepidoptera, Crambidae. The transcript has 14 exons. Bases 136 to 2448 code for a protein of 770 amino acids. The record is from RefSeq and is a predicted model, not a curated record. Gene Ontology annotation, molecular function: hydrolase activity, hydrolyzing O-glycosyl compounds. Gene Ontology annotation, biological process: carbohydrate metabolic process.
AGUGACGCUGCGAUCGCCGCACGCGCUGUCCAGACUAAACAUAUUCGAAUUACUUUAUCGGUCGCGACCUCUUUGGUUCGAAUCAGUGCGUCGGACCUCCUCGGUGGAAUCAAUCGAAAAAAAAAACAAGCGUGAAUGUGGCAGUUUUUGGCGCGAAAUAAACAAGUAGCAGCCAUGCUUGGUGUGCUAGGCGUGGCGGCCAUUGUGGUUAUAGUCCUCAGUACCAAGGGAUCCAGUCAUUACCUGGUGGAGAACCAGCCUGAAGAAACUGACGAUAUUAGCAAUGAUCCACACAUUUUUUCCACUUACACAUUACCAGGUGAAGACCGCUUUAUGCCCUCCAUAGGAAAUGGGCAUGUAGCCACCAACAUCUUUAGUGAUACUGUCUAUAUGAAUGGCCUGUACAAUGGCCGUAAGGGCGUAAGUCGCCGAGCCAGAAUACCUGGCUACGCCAACAUUCGUUUAAACUCUACAUUGACCCAUUUUCCUUUUAAGCCAGUUUAUAGUUUAGACACAAGAGACGGCGUUUUCAAGGUUCGCGUAGACAGAGACAGAUCAAUUGUUACCCAAAGGAUAUACGCUCAUAGGUUUUAUACCAGAGCUAUAGUGAAUCAAAUUCAAGUAGUCUCUAAGCCCCAUGUCGAUCCUAACUUUAUGCACCACGAGAUCUGGAUAGCCGUAAAACUAAUGCCUGGACCUACAAGCAAUGAUAUAACAUUUGAGGACCCGAUUCCCGAAAUAUACGAUGGCCGAACUAUAUGGAGUUCCUGUGGGCAAACGAAAGAGACCGAGGAUCCUUCAUACCAGCCACUCCCUGUGGAUGUUUGUGUUUAUUGGACAUCAGUGCCAGACCAUCUGGUGGUCCCACAGCAUGGAUCCAGGGUAUUCACGUUUGCGAUGACUGUGGACAAUAACAAAACAAUCGCUAGGGAAGAGCUACUACAAGUAUUGCAGGAGGAUGGCGAAGAGUUGUACCAGAAGCAUGUGGAACCUUGGCAUCAGUUGUACUACCAGUCUGGGUUUGACAUCGAGGGAAAUCUGAAUCUGUCCAAAAUAGUCAACGGGAUCUGGUACUAUUUCCUGAGCUCGCUACCUUCGGAGGAAUCUCAUCAACCUUUGAACCGGUACUUCGGAUUGAGUCCUACAGGACUCGCUAGAGGUGGCACCUUUGAUGACUAUGAAGGACACAACUUCUGGGACACUGAAAUGUGGAUGUUCCCCUCGAUUCUCCUGAUGUAUCCUCAAUACGCGAAGAUUCUGCUGCAGUAUCGGCUAGACAACGCGUAUGUGGCUGCACAGCUCGCUAAAUUAACGGGGAACAAAGGUUACAGAUACCCAUGGGAAAGCGCCUACACAGGCGUGGAGGUGACUCAACCAUGCUGUCCUGAAGUGGCCGAGUUUCAGCAGCACAUCACAGGGUGCAUCUCCUUCGCAGUACGACAGUAUUUAGCCACUACAAGAGACGAGGAUUGGCUGAAGCACGGUGGCUGUUCAAUAGUUACCAACAUUGCUGACUUUUGGGCAUCACGAGCAGUUAUCAACUAUAACACAGGACUCUACGACAUUGCGAAUGUGAUGGGCCCAGAUGAAGAUCACAGCAAUAUUACCAAUUCUGCAUUCACAAACGUAGUCGCUGGAUAUUCACUAUAUUUGGCGCAAUACGUCGCAUGCCUUUGCAAGUCCUACUACAUGGCGAAAGACCCGGACCACUGGGCGGACAUCGCGUGGAGCCUCUCGCUACCCUACAACGAGGAGUUGGACUACCACCCGCAGUUCCAAGGAUAUCGAAGAGGGGAGAGCAUCAAGCAAGCUGAUGUGGUGCUUCUGGGAUUCCCCUUACAGUAUCCGAUGAACAGGACUACCAGAGUCAACGAUCUUUCAUACUACGAGUCGGUAACGCGUGGCAGUGGGCCCGCUAUGACGUGGAGCAUGCACACCAUUGGACACUUGGACUUGGAAGACAACCUGAGGGCAGCUCAACUGUUCAAUAAGAGCUAUUUGGGAUAUGUGAGAGAACCAUUUAAGGUGUGGACCGAGCUUCGCAGACCCAAUGUUGGGGCCGUGAAUUUCUUCACGGGGAUGGGGGGUUUCUUACAGACUCUAGUCUUUGGUUACGCGGGGGUACGAGUCCAUCUGGAUAGACUCGAGAUCACCAGGCCUCAAUUGCCUCCUGAGGCCACCAAGUUUAGGGUCCGAGGCAUAAAAUACCUCGGCUCAAACCUGACGCUAGAAAUCGAAGUUAAGAGCACUUCACUGACAGUGAAUUCUCUGGACGAAGGAUCACCUUUGGUGUUCUACAACGGCCGGUACAACGUGACACUGCUGCCUGGAAUGACAGUGACUCUAUCCGGCAAGGGUCCGUUCACGAUCCGCGCUUCUCAAUGGAAGGACUGCAAGCUGCCCGACGAUACUAUAGGACAAAACUACUUGCGACCUUUUGAUUCUUAGUAUAGCAGUUAUAAGGUACAGUCAGCGUCAAAUACACUGGUCAUCACAAAAAUCGGCCCACCUACGUUUUACAGGAAAACUCGUUUCUACUGACACAAUCAUGGUGCCCCAACAAUAUUGGUGUUAUUUGGAAGCCCAAUAAAUAUCCUUAAAGAAAAACACAUUUAAUUUCUUAAUAAACGAUUAACAUAUACAAUAAAUGUGACUUGAAAAUAGACUUCACUUUGGGCUUACCUCUGGGAUCAAUGAGACCAAUUUUUAUGGUUAUACGGGGGGUCGAUUUUUGUGAUGACCAGUGUAGUUCGUGACACCCAGUCACCAAAAAGUUGAUAACACAUCUUAUUUCAACUGUCACAAAAACGUGUUGCGAACCUUUUGGUUACUUUGGUUGUCAUGAACUAUUUGACGCUGACUGUACUGUUCUUUAGCUUUUACGAUUCGUCGAUGUUAUAGUAAAAAAUCAAACUGAGAAUUUUGAUUUUUUACACAAAAUUACAUGAAUGGUGUACUACGAAAACCCUUGGGAGGUCGUUGCUGUAAUUUAUUUAAGAAAGAUAACUGUUAAUUUAUUUAAAAUUAAAAAUAAACAAGUGUGUUUAAUGUAGGUAGGUAAGUAUAAUAAAUAUUUUUGUGUUGUCAACUAUCAAAAAACUUCUUGUAAGUAUGUAUUCCUAAAUAAAUUGUGUCAUAUAAAUGUGUCCAUGAAAAAGAAAUAAUAAAGUCUAGUCUAAUAUUAUAAACGCGUUGUCAUUUUACUACUUACCUAUAUAUUUCAUUCUGAAUAUUUUUUAUUAGCUGGGCUUUUACAAAAAAUAAAACAUAUUUUGACAUUAAAUAUACUUAUUUAUUUACAAAGUACUUACAAAAAUAUGAACUCUAUCACGUCAUUUUUAAUAUCAUUUAGGAAAUGCCACAACAAUUUAUUGUACUUCACAUAUAAAAGAUUUAUGAUUUACUCCUCCAUAAAAAAUGAGUAAAUGGGAUAAGGAAUUAAGAAUGAAGGUACCCAAAAUUGUACUUAUUAUCCAGAAUCAGUAUCACAAAGACUUUUCAUAAAUAAUAAUAAAUAUUGUGAUAGCUAGUGUAAUAAUUUAGGUAUCAUUAUACACUUUUAUACAGGAUAGUUGAAACAGACUUAUAUUACAUUUUAGAGACUUAAGGAUAUUUUUUCUAUACAAACAACAAUAAUAAUGUCAAAGACAUUCGUAUUAUGUAAAACAUUUCUGGUGAUUGUAGAUUCAGAAUUAAGUAAAAUUACGGAUAUUAUUAAAAACCAUAAAUAAAUAUGCUAAUACGAUGUAUAAAAUAGAAAAUAUACAAGAGUUUCAUUUUCAUUGUUUCUCGUUACUUUACCUAAACACUGGCAUCUUAUGCAAUUUUAAUAAGUACUUAAUCAAAGAGUCCAAAAAUCUCUUAUGUCUUCGACUGUACAUUAAUUAACCUCAAAAAAGUUAGUUGCACUUGACACAACAGGUGCAAAUGGCACUUAGCUCGCAAAUUAUGCACAUUACGUAACCGCGACAAAUCUGAACGAACAAAAAACGAAUGGACCAUUGCGAAAUUUUGCAUAACUACGCUGUAUUAGCUUUGACGUUCAUACACGUGCGUAUUCUGUAGUAAUUGUGAGUUGUUUUGCGUCAUGCAAAAGACCCAAUGGAGUAAUAGAUUGCCUUGAGUAGAGUAAGUAUUUUAGCUCACGAGUUCGAUUACCUACUAUUCGGAUCAAAUUAGAAAACGAUAUUUUUAAGAAAUUUCUUCGUCUCUGGAAUCUUUUAGCUCAUGUAAACACAUAGAUUACAGUUUCUCGGCUAAAAUCAAAUCAAAAAUUAUAGAAUUCUUGUUAGCAAAUCUAUCUCAAAGUAUAAAUAAAAAUCCCAUUAAUUCUAUUUUUUCAUACAAAAACGUACUGAAACCAUUAAUUCUCCAUUAAAGACAAUUUUUGUACUCUAAUGUAUUAAAAGAAAUAAAUAACUUGCCAUCAAUAUUAUUAUGAUUUAAAAAAACAUGUAAGGCCCGUGUUUCUCGUAUCAGUCCACAGACAUAAAAUACAUAACCCUCCUUCUGGUGCAGUCGGGUAAUGACACAGCCAAAAUUAUUGUAAGCCGACGACCUUUGAUGCUUGAAUAGCAAAACUGUAAUGAUUCAUACCCUUAUCAUACAAUUUUGAUGAUCAACACCUGAUAAUUCAAGUAUUGACUGCACGUGUAAUUCUAUGAAAUGUAGGUUAAACUUGGUGUCAAUAAAGUACCUACGUUUGAAUUUUACAUUGUAAUCAUAUUUUUUAUCAAUCAUGCCACUUUAUUAUUUUAACUUACGCCGGACGAUAACCUGCAGUUUGAUAACUGUUAUACAAAAAUAGUAGAGGUGAAAACAAUACGUACUUAAAGGCAAAGUCACUGUUUAAUAACAAUUUAUACAUUAACUGUAUAGGUAUACAGUUUGAGUCAUUGAAAAUACUGGAUUCUUUUUUUUACCGUCUUGAUAUUUUUACAGGAUGAAUAUAAACAACUUUCACUAUGGGACAAACUCCUAAAUCCCAAAAAAAAAUCUGCUAUUUCAUACAUUUUGGUCAAUCUGUAUGAACUUUAAUAUAAUGCAGCUGUUUUUUGUGAUUUCAUAGUAUUAUAUUUUAAAAAGAUCUGUAUUCAGAAAGUGUAUCAUGAUACGAAGUCUACAGCUCAUUAAAAUUGUAUUUUUGUUGCAAUAUAUCUUUUAUUACAAAUACAUAGAUGCCAGUGGGUAACUUUACGUGCGGUCGUUGUUAAAAACAUAGGCAAUUUAAAAUUUCAUGUAUAUCAUUAUUUCUUGUUGUUUAUAGCUUGUUAACAGUGCCUAUCUUAAUGAGAUUUGGGCUUUAUCAGAGCGUUAAUAACUAAUUUAAAUGUUAAUUAGGUGAUACUAGCACCAACAGAUAAGUGAAAAUAAGUACAUAAUUUAUUUUAAGUAACUUAUGCGUAGGUUUACGCAGUGUAAACUUAAUAUUUGUACAUUUUAUUUCAAAGAGACGAGCUUUACAAUGUUCUGUAAUAUAAAGUUACAAUAAGGGAAAACGGCUAUAAUGUUAUCUUCAAUAAUAAGUCAUAAAAUACCAACAGAAUAAUAUUAUGUACUUCAUUAUAUUUAUGCAUUAUCCCUAAACAUCCUGGUACAAUAACAAUGUAAACGGUUUUGUACUAAUUUGCUUACAUUAUCAAAAUAUUUUCAAAACAUACUUUGAGGAACGUGCGAAGUAUUUUUAGUAUUUCACAAUUGUAUAGGUACAGCCGACAGAACACGAGACUAGCACAUUUUUGUUGUAAAAUAACUCGUAUUCAAAAUACAUAAGGUACAUUGUAACCUUAUGUGCUGUCGUUUGUACCAUAGGUACUUUUCGCCUGACAAUGCGACUAGAGUUGAGAUUAAACUCCUCUAAUAUCGUUUAAAAUAAUUAAAAUUAUUAAAA